AUGAUCGCUGAAAAUAAAGUUGUUAUUAAAAGUGUUGACAUGACAGAAGAGAUGCAACAAGAUGUUGUUGACUGUGCAAGACAAGCAUUGGAAACAUGUUAUAUUGAGAAAGAUAUAGCAGCAUUUAUUAAACGGGAGUUUGAUAAACGAUUUGGAACAACUUGGCAUUGUAUUGUUGGAAGAAGCUUUGGAAGUUAUGUAACUCAUGAUAAUAUGGAUUCUGGAAUUUAG
Messenger RNA from Entrophospora sp. SA101, 231 nucleotides. NCBI's taxonomy places the organism in Eukaryota, Fungi, Glomeromycota, Glomeromycetes, Entrophosporales, Entrophosporaceae. The record is from the annotation of a GenBank genome assembly.